Molecule: messenger RNA, 1879 nt
Organism: Cryptomeria japonica (Japanese cedar)
Lineage: Eukaryota; Viridiplantae; Streptophyta; Pinopsida; Cupressales; Cupressaceae
Product: rhomboid-like protein 14, mitochondrial
Exons: 2
Coding region: 812-1756 (314 amino acids)
Cellular component (GO): membrane
Molecular function (GO): serine-type endopeptidase activity
Source: RefSeq, a predicted model, not a curated record
CUGCUCACUAAACGACUCACCAAAAGUUAAUUAGAAUGGAGUACAGCAAGCUGAUGUUACAUCAUAGAUUUCAAUGAGUACGUUUUUACUUGCGUAUUUUACCGACGAACAAUUCAGCACUUUAGAAUUGUUCGUAGAACAGACAAAAGUCGUCAAGACUAAUUUCUACUUUUCCUUCUUUGUAUUGGCGAGAAGUUCAUGGGAAAUUGCCUUGAACGCGUAUUUUGAUUUAGGAUAUUCAAGAGGCCAUUGUAGUAUUCAGCUGGAGGGUCAGAGCUAACUGUUGUAUAGGAGUCGAGUUCCCAUCUGCACCAUUUAAGGAAUUAAGUAUGUCUCAGUAAUUCUUCUUUCAGACCUGUUUUUGGUGUUCUGUUUUCAGUGUAGAUGGCUUGUGGCUUUGUUUUGAUAAUGGAUGGUUGUUGGAAUUUGAGGCCAGUUGGGCUUUUUCAGGGGAGUUGGGUAUUAAGGUGAAUUUGGUCAUUUUCGAAUUGCAAUUGAUAAGUCUACUGGUUUUGGCAGGAUAUGAAACUUUGAACUUUGGGUUUCUUCUAUACGAGGUUAUCCUGGAGCUGUGCUUAGAUAUUGUUUAAUGGGUUUGUCCGCUCUAUCAUUUAAGAGAAUUUCAUUAACCCGUAAUCUCCUUGGUAGUCUCAAACAGGCUGAAAUCUGAGAAUUGGAGGACAGUUUGCACAGCCUUUGUUUUUUUGAAGCAAUUUUUCACAUCUGCAAUUAGAGUUCCUCUAGUGGAGGGAAGCUGAAUAGGGCAGAGGAGAGGAGCUUCUUAUAUAAGUAGAGUUUAUUUAUAACUAGAAUGAAGGAGCCCUUGGUCACAUUGAUGUUAAUUGUGUGGAUGCUUAUAUAUGAGAUUAAGCCUGCACGAUUCGAUUUCUUAUUUCCUUCUAUAUCGGACCAAUCAUGCACCUCCACCAAGGGUAUGGACAUGAAGCAGUGGUAUGCCUUCUUAUUUUAUCAUCACACGCACAAGGGGCAUUUAAUCUAUAAUGUACUUUCAAUCCUUUGGAAAGGUAUUCUGUUGGAAGGGUGCAUAGGAAGCAGACAGUUUUCCUUGUUGAUUUUGGCAUUGCUAUCCACGUAUGAUGGAUUAAUAAUCUCAAUAAGAUUACUCUGGGGACUUUUGGCUGGAUCAGAAAUAUGUUUCUCCCUAUGUCAUGCUGGCAUAUCUGGGUUACUUUUUGCCUUGAGCUUUCCUCUGAACGCCAACUCAGAAAUCUGUAGAUCAAUUAUUCCUGCUUCUUUCCAAAACCUUAAGACAGUAACUCUUUCGGUAAUCUAUGCACUGGAAAUUGCUGUUCUACAUUCCUUAUGUCCAGGGUUCCCAUUUUAUGGUCCUAUUUGUGGUACCCUAGCAGGAGUUCUGUAUUCUCAUAAACCUCAGAUAUACAGCAAUUGGAAUUCAUUGUUUUUAAUCAGAAGGUGGCUAUGUUCCACCCCAAAAAUCAGUGGGACCAUUGAUUCACAACAGCUUCCUGGAACUGUACAAAUGGUUUGGAGGUGUUCUGCUUGCACAUAUGACAAUUCAGUUACGUCUAACCCAAACGUGUGUUCUAUUUGUGAGAACCCUAGGUUUGAGACAAAAGCAAAAGGAUCACCUGACUUGCAAGUGAAUCCAGACAAGGUAGGUUUGGUCUGGAACUGCCCAACAUGUACAUAUGAAAAUGGUGUAUUCUUCCUUGAUUGUGAGAUGUGUGAAAGACCUCGUCCUGUUUUAUAUCAACAAAAAAUUGAAUCAUCCUGAUUCAUCCAAUUGUUUUCCUUAUUCGUUCCAAUCCCUGGGAAACAAAUCCUCUACACCUCUAAAUAUACCACCAUGUACAUGAAAUUAAGUUUAAGAAUGAGCAUACAACAUGACUUUUUAAAA